Myotis lucifugus (little brown bat) is the source of this 1472-nucleotide messenger RNA. It is a transcript of the gene EBP, whose product is annotated as emopamil binding protein (sterol isomerase). The record is from RefSeq and is a predicted model, not a curated record. Gene Ontology annotation, cellular component: endoplasmic reticulum; membrane. Gene Ontology annotation, molecular function: C-8 sterol isomerase activity; steroid Delta-isomerase activity; cholestenol delta-isomerase activity. NCBI's taxonomy places the organism in Eukaryota, Metazoa, Chordata, Mammalia, Chiroptera, Vespertilionidae. Gene Ontology annotation, biological process: cholesterol biosynthetic process. Bases 780 to 1472 code for a protein of 230 amino acids. The transcript has 5 exons.
AACUCCAUAAGACUAGGAACCUGGGAGGCAAUGGGUCUGAACUAGGUUGUCACGGAGCCCGCAGGCCAGCUCAGCAGAGCCGGAACCUUGCUGGACAGGUCGCUGCGACAGCGCCGCUGGGUUGCCGGCCGUGUACGCUCUUGCGGGAAGCGUUUGGCUUUCCGCACGCUGAACGUGAGGGUUGGCGUUCUCGUUAGUCUUCUCUCUUCCGUCCUGCAGUUUCCAGGACUACAGAGAGGGACUAGCUCUCCGCUGAAUGAUGCAAGACACUGACUCCAGCAAUGGGACCCAACCUGUUGUCUGUUUCUCCCCCAGCAGCCUGUGACCCCUGAGGGCACGGACCAAGCUUGAUUCCUGUGUCUAUCCUUACCAGGGCGGGACCAAUGAGGGCUAUGACCUAGUCAGAUUCUUCUGUCUGCCCACCGGACUGUGACCAAUGAGAGCAGGGACCUGUCCUGAUUCCUGUCUUCCCCAGCUGACUCUGACCCUCAGGGCAGGGAGCUGGUCUGGUUACUGUGUUUACCACAUAUGGGUCCCCGAGGGCUGGAACAAGUUUUCAUUCUUUGUGUCACCUUAAAGCAGCAUAUGAUUAGUUUCGGUUUUAAUCCAAUUUCAUAAGUCUAGUAUCUGGUCAAUUUAGACCAUUUGCAUUUUUUGUGAUAAUAAACCAUUUGGAUUUGAUUUUAUCAUCUCAUUCUGUGCUUUCUAUUUGUUCAGGUUUUUCUCUUCCUUUUUUCUUCUUUCUACUUAUCCACACACAGCCAUCAGCCUACAAAGACAUGGCCACCAAUGCUAGCCCCUUGCACCCAUACUGGCCUCGGCACCUGAGACUGGACAACUUUGUACCUAAUGACUACCCUGCCUGGCAUAUAAUAGCUGGCCUCUUCUCCGCAACGGGGGUCGUAGUUGGGACCACAUGGCUGUUGUCAGGAGCUGCUGCCAUCAUCCGCCUGGGAACCUGGCGACGACUGUCACUGUGCUGGUUUGCAAUAUGUGGGUUCAUUCACUUGGUGAUUGAGGGCUGGUACAGCAUCUACAGCAAGGAACUUCUUGGAGACCAAGCCUUCUUGUCCCAACUCUGGAAAGAGUAUGCCAAGGGAGACAGCCGCUACAUCCUGAAUGACAACUUCAUGAUAUGCAUGGAGACUGUCACGGCUUUCCUGUGGGGACCACUCAGCAUUUGGGUGGUGGUUGCCUUUCUCCGCCAGCAUCCUGUCCGCUAUGUCCUACAGCUCGUGGUCUCUGUGGGUCAGAUGUACGGGGAUGUGCUCUACUUCCUGACAGAGUACCGUGAUGGAUUCAAGCACGGGGAGCUGGGCCACCCGCUCUACUUCUGGUUUUACUUUGUCUUCCUGAAUGCCCUGUGGAUGGUGGUGCCUGGAUUCCUUGUGCUCGAUUCUGUGAAGCAGAUCACCCACGCCCAGAGCCUGCUGGAUGCCAAAGUCACAAAAAUGAAGAGCAAGCAGAAAUAA